AUGGUGCCGCGGUGCCAGGUUGAAGUAUUGUAUUUUGCAAAAAGUGUUGAAAUAGCAGGAGUUCGUUCAGAGACCAUUUCUGUGCCACAAGAAAUAAAAGCAUUGCAGCUGUGGAAGGAGAUAGAAUCUCGGCAUCCUGGAUUGGUUGAUGUUAAAAAUCAAGUGAUAUUUGCUAUUCGUCAAGAAUAUGUUGAGCUUGGAGAUCAGCUCCUCUUGCUUCAACUGGGAGACGAAAUUGCUAUUAUCCCCCCCAUUAGUGGAGGGUAGUGCUUCUGAGCUGUCUAGGAAAGUAUAUGGAUGAAGUUGAAGAGAAAUCUAAAGAUGUAAUAAAAUUCACUGCCGAGAAACUUUCAGUAGACGAAGUCUCACAGUUGGUGAUUUCUCCACUCUGUGGUGCAGUAUCCCUGUUUGUAGGGACUACAAGAAAUAACUUUGAGGGAAAAAAGUCAUUAGCUUAGAUUAUGAAGCCUAUCUACCCAUGAUGGAAAAUAAAGUAAGAAAGAUUUGUAGUGACAUUAGGCAGAAAUGACCAGUCAAACACAUAGCAGUGUUCCAUAGACUUGGCUUGAUUCCAGUGUCAGAAGCAAGCAUAAUCAUUGCUGUGUCCUCAGCCCACAGGGCUGCAUCUCUUGAAGCUGUGAGCUAUGCCAUUGAUACUUUAAAAGCCAAGGUGCCCAUUUGGGAAA
Carlito syrichta (Philippine tarsier) is the source of this 686-nucleotide messenger RNA. RefSeq names its product molybdopterin synthase sulfur carrier subunit-like. NCBI's taxonomy places the organism in Eukaryota, Metazoa, Chordata, Mammalia, Primates, Tarsiidae. Gene Ontology annotation, biological process: Mo-molybdopterin cofactor biosynthetic process. The record is from RefSeq and is a predicted model, not a curated record. The transcript is spliced from 7 exons. Bases 1 to 267 code for a protein of 88 amino acids. Gene Ontology annotation, cellular component: cytosol.